CUUUGGGCAUUCUCCAAUUCUCCAAAUCCAACCCAAAUUUCACACACUUACAGGUAUCUAUCCACAAGCUAUCGCUGGAGAUGUUUGGUUCAGUUGACAUUCUUGGGCAAUCAUAUAGAAGCCCAUUUAUGUCCCAGUCAGUUGCUGGACAGACCCGCAACACUAGUAACGAUCCUUCUGCUCCCCAGAUCUUUGGUAGCACAACCCCAUUUGGUCCACAAACAGGGAGUCCCAUAUUUGGGGUCACUUCGAAUGGUGUGUCUGCUGCAGCCCAAUCUUCUACACCCUUUCCUUCCUCCACGACAUUCGGUGCCUCAUUCUCAACAGAUUUUGGAAAUACAAUGUCUACUUUUGGAGCAUCUUCUACUCCUGCAUUCAGUAGUUCAUCGUCGCCCUCAAUUGUUGGUUUCUGGUUGUUUGUUCCCUUUGGUUCAACAUGCACCCCAGCCUUUGGUUCUGACGGCAUGCCAGCUUUUGGUGCUACAAGCAUCCCAGCCUUUGGUGGUACAAGCCCUUUUGGAAGCACAACUCAACCAUCACAUCCAGCAUUUGGGAGCAGUAUAUUUGGUUCCUCCACGCCAUUUGGUGGAUCAAGUCAGCCACCCUUUGGUGCUACAAGUAGUGCAGCGCGUUUUCCAUUUAGAAGCACAGAAGCUGCCACUGGGGUUUCAAGUUCCCCCGGAAUUGGAACUGGGCUAGGAUUUUAUAUUUCAAGUACCCGAGCUUCUGGUUCGCCUAACUCCACUUUUGGUACUUCAAGCAAUCCUACUUCUGCUGCUUCAAGUACCCCUGGAUUGCCGUGUGGAAGCACAGAAGCUGCCACUGGGGUGUCAAGUUUCCCCUCGGUUGGUUGUGGGCAUGGAUUUUAUGUUUCAAGUACCCCAGCUUCUUGUUCCUCUAGCUCCCUUUUUCGCACUUCAGGCAAUCCUACUUCUGCUGCUUCAAAUACCCCUGGAUUUACGUCUGGAUGCACAACUGCCACUGGGAUUUCAAGUUUCCCCUCGGUUGGAUUUCGGCAUGGACUUUAUGUUUCAAGUACCCCAGUUUCUGGUUCCUCUAGCUCCACUUUUGGUACUUCAAGCAAUCCUACUUCUGCUGUUUCAAUUACCCCUGGAUUUGGAAGCACAACUCAACCAUCACAUCCAACAUUUGGGAGCAGUAUAUUUGGUUCCUCCACGCCAUUUUGUGGAUCAAGUCAGCCACCCUUUGGUGCUACAAGUAGUGCAGCGCUUCGUUCCACAACAAGUUUUCCAUUUAGAAGCACAGAAGCUGCCACUGGGGUUUCAAGUUUCCCCUCGGUUGGAUCUGGGCAUGGAUUUUAUGUUUCAAGUACCCCAGCUUCUUGUUCCUCUUGCUCCCCUUUUCGCACUUCAAGCAAUCCUACUUCUGCUGCUUCAAAUACCCCUGGAUUUACAUGUGGAUGCACAGCUGCCACUGGGGUUUCAAGUUUCCCCUCGGUUGGAUCUGGGCAUGGAUUUUAUGUUUCAAGUUCCCCAGCUUCUGGUUCCUCUAGCUCCACUUUUGGUACUUCAAGCAAUCCUACUUCUGCUGUUUCAAUUACCCCUGGAUUUGGAAGCACAACUCAACCAUCACAUCCAACAUUUGGGAGCAAUAUAUUUGGUUCUUCUACGCCAUUUGGUGGAUCAAGUCAGCCACCCUUUGGUGCUACAAGUAGUGCAGCGCUUCGUUCCACAACAAGUCCUUCGUUUAGAAGCACAGAAGCGGCCACUGGGGUUUCAAGUUCCCCCGUAUUUGGACCUGCGCUAGGAUUUUAUAUUUCAAGUACCCCAGCUUCUGGUUCGUCUAGCUCCACUUUUGGUACUUCAAGCAAUCCUACUUCUGCUGCUUCAAGCACCCCUGGGUUUACGUGUGGAAGCACAGAAGCUGCCACUGGGGUUUCAAGUUUCCCCUUGGUUGGAUCUGGGAAUGGAUUUUAUGUUUCAAGUACUCCAGCUUCUUGUUCCUCUUGCUCCCUUUUACGCACUUCAAGCAAUCCUACUUCUGCUGCUUCAAAUACCCCUGGAUUUACGUGUGGAAGCACAGAAGCUGCCACUGGGAUUUCUAGUUUCCCCUUGGUUUCUGGGCAUGGAUUUUAUGUUUCAAGUACUCCAGCUUCUGGUUCCUCUAGGUCCCCUUUUGGUACUUCAAGCAAUCCUACUUCUGCUGUUUCAAAUACCCCUGGAUUUGGUUAUUUAAGUACUCCAUCUUUCACCUUUUCAUUCCUUCCUUCUUUUGGGAAGUCAACUUCUACAUUUCCUAGCAGCCAAUUUGGUCCUUCAUGUCCUUCUGGAGCGCAGAGUUCUCCAUUUGGAGCUCAAUCAAAAACAUUUGGAAACACUGCCUUCGGGAUAUCAGCUUCUGGGGCCCAACUUUGGGGAAGUAGAGUUCCUCCUUACACAACAACAACUGAACCAGAUGACUAUGUUGGUCUAGAAACUAGGGGAGACCUCCAGUCAAUAUCGGCGAUCCCGAUUUAUAGAGACAAAACUCACGAGGAACUGAGAUGGCAGGAUUAUCAAUUGGGGGAUAGAGGUGGACAUGUUCCUGCUGGAGGGAGUUGUUUUCCCUUGUCGACCUCAAACAUUUUGAAUCCUGCACCAACAUUUGCUCAAACAUCUUCAAGUCUUUUUAAUACCUCAACUCCAUCGAAUAUAUUUGCUCCACAAAUUCCAUCCUUUAGUUUUAGAGGCUCUAGGACCUCAUCUAUACCAAUCACUUCAUCAACUUUUCCUCUCUCAACUUCACCCAAUCUUUUCACAACUUCAUCAUCAUCUCCUUCAGUAUUCAGACAAGCUUCAUCUCCAUCUCUUUUUAGUUCAUCAGACCCAUCUACAUUGGCAUUUCCUGCUCCAGCUCCAAGAACAGAUUUGACAUCUAAUUCUGGCCUGUUCAAUUCUCCAUUUGGAGUUCAAUCAACAACAUGUGGAAACACUGCCUGUGGGAUAUCAGCUUCUGGGGGCCAAUUUGGGGGAAGUAGAGUGGCGCCUUACACUAAAAUAGCUGGACCAGAUGGUGGUUCAUUAAGUGGGUUAUACCAAUCAAUAUGUGGGAUGCGGAUUUAUGGAGACAAAAGUCAUGAGGAACUGAGAUGGCAGGAUUAUCAACUGGGGGAUAGAGGUGGACGGGCUCUUGUUGGUGGGAACUGCUUUGACUUGUCUACCACCCAGUCAAACGUUUUGAAUCCUGCUCCAGCAUUUAUUCAAACUUCUUCGAGUCUUUUGAAUACCUCAACUCUACCUAAUAUAUUUGCUCCACAAAUUCCAGCCUUUACUCCUACAGCCUUUGGAUCCUCAUUUACACCAUUGAUUUCACCCAAUAUUUUUAUACCUUCAGCAUCAUCUUUUUCUGUACCUGGACAAAUUUCAUCUCCGUCUCUUUUUAGUUCAUCAGUCACGCCCACAUCUAUGUUUGCAUUUCCUGCUCCAGCUCCAACAACUUCCCCAUUUAAUUCCAGCCCAAUCAAUCCUGUAGCUUCUAUUGCACAAACAGGUGGUACUGCUGGACUAACUACCACUUCCUCUGGUGGGCUGUUUACAAUUCCCUCUGGUAAUACACAUAUAUCCCAUGAAGAGAGGUUUCCAUUAGAGGAAAAAAGGAGGUUGAGCAUUAUGAUUGCAAGGUCUAAUCGCAAGAAAAAUGGUCAAAACGUGAGAAUGAUGCCCUCUGUCCCCUUCUUCUUCUGUCAUUUCGUGGCCAUAGGCGGUGCACAGGCAAAACUAGUAAAUGCUAUGGACGUCCUACAAGAAGCAUUGCUUUAGGGGUUUUUUUUUUUUGUGUUUGAUCAGAAGCAUUGCUUUAGGGGGUUUUUUUUUUGUGUUUGAUCAGAAGCAUUGCUUUCGGUGUUUAGUUCAAUCGAAUAGGAUUUUUGAUGUAAC
Prunus mume (Japanese apricot) is the source of this 3875-nucleotide messenger RNA. RefSeq lists its product as uncharacterized. Gene Ontology annotation, molecular function: RNA binding; structural constituent of nuclear pore. Lineage: Eukaryota; Viridiplantae; Streptophyta; Magnoliopsida; Rosales; Rosaceae. The record is from RefSeq and is a predicted model, not a curated record. Gene Ontology annotation, biological process: telomere tethering at nuclear periphery; post-transcriptional tethering of RNA polymerase II gene DNA at nuclear periphery; protein import into nucleus. Gene Ontology annotation, cellular component: nuclear pore; nuclear pore cytoplasmic filaments.